Gregarina niphandrodes is the source of this 702-nucleotide messenger RNA. Its product is annotated as small GTPase family Rab subfamily protein. NCBI's taxonomy places the organism in Eukaryota, Apicomplexa, Conoidasida, Eugregarinorida, Gregarinidae. Gene Ontology annotation, molecular function: GTPase activity; GTP binding. The coding region runs from base 1 to 702 and encodes 233 amino acids. Gene Ontology annotation, cellular component: endosome. The record is from RefSeq and is a predicted model, not a curated record. The transcript has 3 exons.
AUGUCAUUGGCAGCCACCGAUGACUACGAUCAUCUUUAUAAGAUUAUAUUGGUAGGAGACCCGAGCGUGGGGAAAACGCACUUAUUGGCUCGGUAUACACGGAACUCGCUGCCGAAGAACCCGGGGCCGACUUUAGGAGUGGAAUUGGCUACUCACACAGUGCCCUUGGCUGGCGGCGGCACCGUCAAGGCACAGAUUUGGGACACGGCUGGCCAGGAACGGUACAAGUCGAUUACGGCGGCGCACUUCCGGCGAGCGGCAGGGGCCGUGAUUGUGUACAGCGUGACGCGGCGACAGACCUUCGUGAACGCGUCCAAGUGGCUAGCCGACGUGGUACAGCAUGCGGGCCGUAACGUAGUCAUGCUGCUCGUCGGCAACCAAGUGGACUUGGCUGAAGGAUCCCCGGAGGACCGGCAAGUCUCCACGGAAGAGGCAGCCGAAUGGGCCAAAAAGAGCGGGCUCAUGUUCCUCGAAACCUCCGCGGUCACCGGCUACAACGUCAAGAAGAUGUUUGAACUCAUUCUUCAAGAGAUAUAUGACCGGGAGCACAAGGUUAUAUGUGAAGGCGACUCUUCGGCGCAAUACGCCAUUCCGCGGGCGGCCAUUUACACGAAGGCCGGUCCUGCAAACCAAGUCUUCACGCUCAGUGACGCCAUUGAGGUGGCGGAGCCGGAGGGCUCCCAGUCCUGUUGCCGACACUAG